AUCAUGUUGAAGUCAUGCAGCUUCAAUGAUUUGUCUAGACACACGCGCUUCGCUCGAGUUUGAACACCUGGAGUUCGGACAUUACGGAGUAGACUGCCCGCCGAUACUAGUCUUGAAAGGUUGAAAGGAAGGGCAACUUUCCAGUUCAGGGUUCAGGACGGUCAGCGAUGAUUGACUCGCAGGGAAGCGGCGGCGGUGCUCAGGCCGCUGCGCCGUCCGCCACCGAUGCCGUCAAGGCGACAGCUUCUCUGUUGCAGGUAAAAGACGAGGAUCUCAAAAAAAAGAUGAAAGACCUCCUUCAGAGCCCGGAGAGGAAGUAUCGCAUCGGGUUCAUCCAUCCGGAUCUGGGGAUCGGUGGUGCCGAACGACUGGUCGUUGAUGCCGCUCUGGGUCUGCAACGCCUAGGUCAUGAAGUGACAAUCUAUACGUCCUACCAUGACCAGAAUCACUGUUUCGAACCGACGAAAGAUGGCAUGCUCGACGUUCGCGUCGUCAAGACCUUCAUCCCAAGAUCCAUCUUCAACAUCUUCCACCUUCCUCUCGCCAUUGCACAGUCCCUCUCGCUUACAUUUCAACUGCUGUUCGCAUUUCUUGCAUUCCACUACCCUUCCACCAUCCCUUCCUUCCUCUACCCACUCUUCUCCUCGGUCAAACCGACGCCGGCGUUCGACAUGAUCUUCAUGGACCAGGUGCCCGCCGGGGUACCUUGGCUCAAGCAUGCUGCAGGCAUUCGCGUCAUCUACUAUUGUCACUACCCUGACAAGGAGAUUGGGAACAGCAUCGCUCUCCAACGCGCGAGGGAUCGAGGGCAGAGUGGCCCGUCGAUCAUCCGAAAAGCGUACCGUCUGCCGUUUGACCUCUACGAAGAAGGCUGCACGGACGCCGCAGACAAGAUCCUGGUCAAUUCGCAAUUCACGCAGAGGCAGUUCGUUCGGUCAUUCUAUCGCUUGCGAAGAGAGCCGCGCGUCCUCUACCCAGGCAUCGAUGUCUAUGCGUACGACGCCAAGGCUGUAGAGAAAGGUGUUGCGGCGCUUGGAAUCAGCACAUCAGAACAGAAGCUCAUUCGCAAUCUGCUGACUGACGCCUCGACCUCAAGACCGACGUUCAUUUCCAUCAACAGGUUUGAAGCCAAAAAGAAUGUAGCGCUCGCGCUCGAGUCCUUUGCCUUGGCACUAAAGGAAGUGGGCGAAAAGCAUGGUGACAAAUGUGCGCAAGAGAUGCGACUCAUCCUUGCAGGCGGAUACGAUUACCGUGUGCGAGAUAAUGUCUUGACACUGGAUGAGCUGCAAAAGCAGUGCAAGAAAUUUGGGCUCUCAAGCGCUACGCUGCGCUUCAGCUUGCAAAAAGGGGAACCCGCUUCUAAUGCCAGCACUGCAACGGCUAAUGACCUCGCCAAAGCGCAAAUCGUCUUCUUGCCUUCCUUGCCAGGCGCCCUGCUGCAUGCCUUACUCCUCAACAUAUGCGUUAAAGCGCUGCUCUACACUCCGACGGACGAGCAUUUCGGCAUUGUGCCGCUGGAAGCCAUGGCCUGCGGUUUGCCUGUACUUGCGACCAACACUGGCGGGCCCGUUGAGAGCGUAGUGGACAUUGGCUCGGACUUUGGCGCGCCGGUGGAGAGCGGCACAGGGAUGCUGCGACAAGCGAACAAGAUGGUAUGGGCCAGUGCAAUCGUCGCGCUGUACGAGCUGCGCGAUGAAGUGAGGCGCCAGAUCGAGCAAAACGCCAAAAGGCGCGUGCGCAUACUAUUCUCGCUCGAGCGCAUGACGCUUAGCCUCGACGGCGUGCUGCGCGAAGUGGAGAAAAUGGGCAACGUAAAAGGCGAAGAGGGCUUCUUCCAGUGGGCUUCAUCCUUCGGACUUUACGUUGUCAUGAUGGCAGCAUUCCUCUACCUCGCGCACAUCAACGGCCGGCUCAUCCCAUUCCAUGCGCUCGACGACCGUGGGGGAAAGUAGCAGGUCUUUCCUAUUCGUGCAAGAAUGUAGGAUAGGCGAGUCGAAGUCCAUAGCGUAAUGCGGCAUUACAUCCAACAGUAAUGCAGAAGGUACAAUUACACGCCAAGGGUGGCGGCGGGAGGCAAAGAAAGCGUGAGUCAAAAGUAAAGGCGCAUCGCUUGCCCGACAGUCGACUCGAUCGGACAGUAC
This is a messenger RNA of Tilletiaria anomala UBC 951, 2141 nucleotides long. Its product is annotated as glycosyltransferase family 4 protein. The record is from RefSeq and is a predicted model, not a curated record. NCBI's taxonomy places the organism in Eukaryota, Fungi, Basidiomycota, Exobasidiomycetes, Georgefischeriales, Tilletiariaceae. Gene Ontology annotation, molecular function: alpha-1,3-mannosyltransferase activity; GDP-Man:Man(1)GlcNAc(2)-PP-Dol alpha-1,3-mannosyltransferase activity. The transcript is spliced from 4 exons. The coding region runs from base 168 to 1952 and encodes 594 amino acids.